AUGGGCCCCUGUACCGCCUCCUCAUGCUGCUGCCAGGCCCGUAAUCUGUCAUGGGCCCCUGUACCGCCUCCUCAUGCUGCUGCCAGGUCCAGAGUGUGUCAUGGGUCCCUGUACGGCCUCCCAUUGCUGCUGUCUCCAUCGCCACACUCUGCCAUGUGCCACUUUCAGGUCUCCUCACACUGCUGGUGGGUUCCAUUUUGUCAUAAGGUGCUGGCAGAUUACGGGCCUCCCAUUGCUGCUGCCAGACCCGAAAUCUGUCAUGGGCCCCUGUACCGCCUCCUCAUGCUGCUGCCAGGUCCAGAGUGUGUCAUGGGUCCCUGUACGGCCUCCUCAUGCUGCUGCCAGGUCCAGAGUGUCUCAUGGGUCCCUGUACGGCCUCCCAUUGCUGCUGUCUCCAUCGCCACACUCUGCCAUGUGCCACUUUCAGGUCUCCUCACACUGCUGGUGGGUUCCAUUUUGUCAUAGGGUGCUG
Staurois parvus is the source of this 472-nucleotide messenger RNA. The record is from the annotation of a GenBank genome assembly. Lineage: Eukaryota; Metazoa; Chordata; Amphibia; Anura; Ranidae.